AGUUAAUUUUGGUAUUGAUAAUGAUAGGAUAACGUAGCGUUAGCAUUUGAGUUGAGUAACCUUAUUUAUUUUUGAUGCAGAUUUAAUAAAAUUUUAACUCGGUGAUAGUUUCAUGUGCUUAUAACAAAAAGAGUCACUUUGUAAGGGUAUUCGUAUAUCGAAGUGCUUCUAAUUAAAUUUCAAAAUGAAACGUACCUACGACUCCAUGAGCUCUUCCAUCGAAAUAAGUUCAUACCGAGAUCAACAUUUUAAGGGUUCAAGAGGGGAGCAAGAAAAGCUACUACGUGCUUCAUCCACAUUGUACAUUGGAAACUUAUCUUUUUACACAACAGAAGAACAAAUUUAUGAACUUUUUUCUAGAUGCGGUGACUUACGUAGAGUAAUAAUGGGCUUAGACAAAUACAAGAAAACCCCUUGUGGCUUUUGCUUUGUUGAAUAUUAUGCAAGACCAGAUGCUGAAAACUGUAUGAGGUACAUAAAUGGAACUAGAUUAGAUGAUAGAAUUAUUAGAUGUGACUGGGAUGCUGGAUUUAUAGAAGGAAGACAAUAUGGGCGUGGAAAAACUGGGGGACAGGUUCGUGAUGAAUAUCGAACGGAUUAUGAUGGUGGACGGGGUGGUUAUGGGAAAAUAAUUGCUCAAAAAAUCACCCCAAAUACAUUAGAGCGUUGAGUGUAUGAUGGAAGGAUUUGUGUGAAAUGUGCUAAAGACUGUAAUAUAUAACAAUACAAUCCAUUCAAAGGGUUAAAUCUGAUUGUAUCUUAAAUGAACUAAUAGUAAGAAUUAUUUUAUACAAUA
This is a messenger RNA of Colias croceus (clouded yellow), 796 nucleotides long. RefSeq names its product nuclear cap-binding protein subunit 2 (gene Cbp20). Gene Ontology annotation, cellular component: nuclear cap binding complex. Gene Ontology annotation, biological process: mRNA cis splicing, via spliceosome. Gene Ontology annotation, molecular function: RNA cap binding. The coding region runs from base 185 to 670 and encodes 161 amino acids. The record is from RefSeq and is a predicted model, not a curated record. The transcript is spliced from 4 exons. Lineage: Eukaryota; Metazoa; Arthropoda; Insecta; Lepidoptera; Pieridae.